Engraulis encrasicolus (European anchovy) is the source of this 790-nucleotide messenger RNA. RefSeq lists its product as uncharacterized. The transcript has 8 exons. The record is from RefSeq and is a predicted model, not a curated record. Bases 68 to 790 code for a protein of 240 amino acids. Lineage: Eukaryota; Metazoa; Chordata; Actinopteri; Clupeiformes; Engraulidae.
UAUAUUCCCUCUGUUCCUUAGUGUCACGGAAAAGAGAUCAGAGUCACCCACAUCUAGCUGUGUGUCCAUGAGGAGUGACAUAUCAAAGGACAAUCCACCCAACCUCAAAGAGCUACAGCCCGAGCCAAGUGCAGUGAAGAAGAGACCAGGGUCACCUACACCAAGUUGUGUGUCCAUGAGGAGUGACCAAUCAAUGGAUGAGCCACUCAGGUUCAAAGCGCCAAAGCCUCCUCCAGAACUAAGUGUCACGGAGAAGAGAUCGGAGUCACCCACACCAAGCUGUGUGUCCAUGAGGAGUGACAUAUCAAAGGACAAUCCUCCCAACCUCAAAGAGCUACAGCCUGAACUAAGAGCCCUGCAGAAGAGACCAGAGUCUCCUACACCAAGCUGUGUGUCCAUGAGAAGUGGCCAAUCAAUGGAUGAGCCACUCAGGUUCAAAGUGCCAACUCUUACCCUUGAACUAAGUACCAUGGAGAAGAGACCAAGGUCACCCACAUCAAGCUGUGUAUCCAUGAGGAGUGAUCAAUCAAUGGAUGAGCCACUCAGGUUCAAAGAGGCUGCGUUGCCCCCUGAGCUAAGAGCCAUAGAAGCCUUAGAAGCAGAACUUCCUUAUGAACUAAGUGAUAUGAUGAGAUCCGUAUCACCUACACCAAGCUGUGCAUCCAUGAGAAGCGACAUAUCAAAGUACUCUGAGCAAAGCCAGUCACGGAGAAAGGAAUCAGAAGGCAUGAAAAAUUUGGCUGAAAAAAAGAAGUUUCAUGAAGACUUAGUUAACAUCUUCAGGGUAUGA